Molecule: messenger RNA, 690 nt
Organism: Triticum turgidum subsp. durum (durum wheat)
Lineage: Eukaryota; Viridiplantae; Streptophyta; Magnoliopsida; Poales; Poaceae
Source: the annotation of a GenBank genome assembly
AUGAACAUCUUCAAGAAGAAGGUCGACCCCAAAGAGGCUCUCGGGACGAGCAAGCGAGAGAUGUCAGUCGCCACAAGAGGAGUUGAGCGAGAGAUUGGCUCCCUGCAAAUGGAGGAGAAGAAGCUAGUUGCUGAGAUCAAGAAGACUGCCAAGACUGGAAAUGAGGCUGCAACCAAAAUUCUAGCCCGGCAACUAGUCAGGCUUAGGCAACAAAUCGUCAAUUUACAAGGUACACGGGCGCAGAUACGUGGAGUAGCUACUCACACACAGGCAAUGUAUGCUGGAACUUCAAUAUCUGCUGGAAUGAAAGGCGCAAGCAAAGCGAUGGCAGCAAUGAAUAAGCAAUUGGAACCAGCGAAGCAGAUGAAGCAGAUGAGAGAAUUCCAGAAGCAAUCAUCUCAAUUGGACAUGACGCUUGAGAUGAUGUCUGAUGCCAUCGAUGAAACACUAGAUAAGGAUGAGGCUGAAGAGGAAACAGAAGAGCUCACGAACCAGGUUCUGGAUGAGAUUGGUGUUGAUGUGGCUUCUCAGCUGUCUUCUGCACCUAAAGGCCGUAUUGGAGCCAGUAACAAGAAAGCCGAGAACAACCAAGCACGGAAUGCGGCUCCAGCGAAAAAUGUGGCGCCUGAACCUAAUGCCGCUGAAGUUGAUGAUCUGGAGAGGAGACUGGCAUCUCUCCGCCGCAUCUGA